Molecule: messenger RNA, 2103 nt
Organism: Xiphias gladius (swordfish)
Lineage: Eukaryota; Metazoa; Chordata; Actinopteri; Istiophoriformes; Xiphiidae
Gene: lcor
Product: ligand dependent nuclear receptor corepressor
Exons: 7
Coding region: 1-2103 (700 amino acids)
Biological process (GO): regulation of transcription by RNA polymerase II
Cellular component (GO): nucleus
Molecular function (GO): DNA binding
Source: RefSeq, a predicted model, not a curated record
AUGGCGAGUCUGUGCAAAAGGCAGCAAUGCACGAUAGAGAGGCGCGGCUUUCGGCAGGAACUUGACUCUUGGAGGCACAAACUCAUUCACUGUGUAGGCUUUGAAAGCAUCUUGGAAGGCUUGUUUGGGCCGGGACUAGUCAAAGAUAUCACCCUUUUCCAAGAUUGCGAGCCGGAGGAAGUGUCUGACUGGUCCUUCGACGAAAACUGUCUCUUCUGCUGCUUAAGACGCGAGAAAGUCAAGGACCACAGCGUAGAGAACGGUGGUGGCAGCCAGGUGCUGUCGGAGUGUGAAGACUUCAAACAGGAGCAGUCUCGGAUCAGCCGGCUGGAGAGACAGGCCCAAGACUUCCUCAAUGCUGUGUUCCACAGAAAAGACCUCCCAAGUUUCUCAGACCCUCACAUUCCUCUAGUGGCUCGUGAGAUCAUGCAGCGAAUGAUCCGCCAGUUCGCUGCUGAAUAUACCUCAAAAACUACUCAGGACGACCUGCCCCUGCCUAACGGCACCAUGAAGGACCAAAGCCUGCCGAGAGCGGCGUCUCUGGCCCCGGCCCCCUGCUCCCCGUCCGGCCCCCUGCCCGUGCCGAGCUCCCCUCCAUCGUCUGCCUCCUCCUCCCCAUCCCCGACCCCGGGGCCAGGCCUCAGCCCCACCUCUGCUAACGCUGCUGCUGCUGCCUCAGCACCCACCUGCACCCAGAGCAGCAACGGUACGGGAGCCAGUAACGGUGGAGGAGGAGGAGGAGGAGGUACGGCUGCUGCCUCUGCACAGAAUCCCGUCCUCAGCAAGCUUCUCAUGGCCGACCAGGACGGCCCGCUGGAUCUCACCGUGAAAAGGAACCAGGUCGACACGGAGCCCGGCCAGCAGGGUGAGAACGGCGUCCUGGACCUCUCCACCAAGAAGAACCAGAGCGCAGAGAGCCUCAAAACCUUCGCCGGCUUCUCGCCUCCGCCUGGGGUCAAAGGACGUUCUCUCAGAGUGGAACAUACCCUGCCAGAGGUGGAUGAGGAGGAUAGCCUGCUGCAGAAAAACUUGCAGGAAGGACUGAGGGAGAACUACGUCAGCUCAAACUCUUUCAAGCCCCCAUUGGCCCGCUCGCUGCGGAUCAAGGAAGAGCUCCUCAGCCAGAAGCACCGCCUCUUGAGCCAGCCUGCUGCUCUUUCAUUGGCUAAUCUAGAGGCAGCUGGCUUGCUUAAUCAUGGGCACUCCCACUCCUUGCUUGGCCAGAAGGGCUCUUCCUCUUUCUGGGGAAGCAAGGCCCACCUCGACAGCCUGAUGAAGCUAAAACAGGCCAGUGGAGCUCUAAGCGGGGCCCUCAGCGACCUCAAAGACCUGCCUACAUUCCUGGAGAAUCACCACCACGGAGCCUUCUCCAUCAAGAGUUCCCUCCACCAUCACCACCACAAUCAGGUCUCCAAGGCCCAACACCACCACAAUGAGGGCAAGAGAGACCAGGGUCACUCACCUCCUGUCGACCUUAAGAUCCCCCAAGUUCGGGGCAUGGAUCUCUCCUGGGACUCCCAUGCCUCUGAGCUUUACGGCUAUGGCCCCAUGGGGGUUGGUGGUGGUGGCCAUGGGGAGAACACCCUGAGCCGGAAGCUGAGAGCCAUCCUGCCUAAGCAGAACCGCCGGGGAGGAAGCCUUGGAAGCCUGCUGGAUGGGGCAGCUGACUACUGGAGCGCUGACUUGGAGCACUCAAUUUCCGGGCCAGCGUACUCCACCUCCGAUGUGGAAGGGGACCCAAGCUCCAAACAGCCGAGGAAGAAGAGGGGCCGUUAUCGCCAGUACAACAGUGAGAUCCUGGAGGAGGCCAUAGCAGUAGUGAUGAGCGGGAAGAUGAGCGUGUCCAAGGCUCAGAACAUGUACGGCAUCCCGCACAGCACCCUAGAGUACAAGGUCAAGGAGCGCAUGGGAACCCUGAAGAACCCCCCAAAGAAGAAGCUCAAGCUGAUGAUGAAGAUGGAAGCUGGAGGCCAGGACUUUCCCACCGAGUCGGAGAACACACCCACCUCAACCCCACGAGAUGAUGGCCCGCCACUGGCAGCUGCAGAGCUCAAGGACAAUGUAAAAGAAGAGAUUGAUGACAAUUUCAAACCAAUCGACUAA